This is a messenger RNA of Anarrhichthys ocellatus (wolf-eel), 1004 nucleotides long. RefSeq names its product collagen alpha-1(XIV) chain-like. NCBI's taxonomy places the organism in Eukaryota, Metazoa, Chordata, Actinopteri, Perciformes, Anarhichadidae. The record is from RefSeq and is a predicted model, not a curated record. The annotation marks the transcript as partial. The transcript has 8 exons.
UCUGUAAGGCGGCCAAAGCGGACCUGGUCUUCCUGGUGGACGGCUCCUGGAGUAUCGGUGACGAGAACUUCCUGAAGAUCAUCCGCUUCCUGUACAGCACCACCGGAGCUCUGGACCGGAUCGGCCCGGACGGCACGCAGGUGGCCAUCGCCCAGUUCAGUGACGACGCCCGGACCGAGUUCAAGCUGAACUCGUACAGCGACAAGGAGCGACUGCUGGACGCCAUCAACAAGAUCGCCUACAAGGGAGGGAACACCAAGACGGGUCGAGCCAUCCAGCACGUGAAGGAGAACAUCUUCACGGCAGAGGGAGGAGUCAGGAGGGGGAUCCCCAACGUCCUGGUGGUGCUCACCGACGGCCGAUCGCAGGACGACGUCAACAAGGUGUCCAAGGAGAUGCAGAUGGAAGGGUACAUCGUGUUCGCCAUCGGCUUCGCUGACGCUGACUACGGGGAGCUGGUGAGCAUCGCCAGCAAACCCAGCGACAGACACGUGUUCUUCGUGGACGACCUGGACGCCUUCACGAAGAUCGAGGAGAAGCUGGUGACCUUUGUGUGCGAGGCCGCCACCGCCACUUGUCCGUCCGUACCGAUGAGCGGCAGCACAACACCAGGUUUCCGUAUGAUGGAGCUGUUCGGUCUGGUGGAGAACCGGUACGGCAGCGUCUCCGGUGUUUCCAUGGUACCCGGCACCUUCAACACCUUCCCCUGCUUCCACCUGCACAGCGACGCUUUCCUGGCACAGCCGACCAGGUACAUCCAUCCUGAAGGGCUGCCCUCCGACUACACCAUCACGCUGCUGUUCAGACUGCUGCCCGACACGCCGGAGGAGCCCUUCGCCCUCUGGGAGGUCCUGGACAAGAACAACGAGCCGCUGGUGGGAGUCAUCCUGGACAACGGAGGAAAGACUCUGACGUUCUUCAACAACGACUACAAAGGAGAGUUCCAGACGGUGACCUUCGAAGGGCCAGAGAUCAAAAAGCUCUUCUACGGCAGCUUCCAUAAG